AUGCUUUGGAGGGUAACUCUACUUCUUAUUUCGUGUUAUCCAUUAGCAUGGAUGAUGAGCAUUGCUGUGAUUAAUAAUGCAAUGUUUGUUCCGAUCAAUAGUACUUACUGGCUUGGUAGUCUCUAUGGUAUAACAUCACGUAACCAAUGCAUUUGUCAAUGUUACACGAAUUCGAACUGUAACACGAUUAUUUAUUAUGGUCGUUAUCAAAUAUGUUUACUCUUCUCAGCAAAUCUAUGGCAAGGACAACUACAAUGGAUGGCCACCAGUGAAAAUACUACUGUUAUAAGUUUUUCAAAUAGAAGUCUUGUUAGUGAGUAG
Rotaria sp. Silwood2 is the source of this 321-nucleotide messenger RNA. NCBI's taxonomy places the organism in Eukaryota, Metazoa, Rotifera, Eurotatoria, Philodinida, Philodinidae. The record is from the annotation of a GenBank genome assembly.